Molecule: messenger RNA, 669 nt
Organism: Anopheles darlingi
Lineage: Eukaryota; Metazoa; Arthropoda; Insecta; Diptera; Culicidae
Product: gustatory receptor for sugar taste 43a-like
Exons: 4
Coding region: 1-669 (222 amino acids)
Biological process (GO): sensory perception of taste
Cellular component (GO): axon; neuronal cell body; dendrite
Source: RefSeq, a predicted model, not a curated record
AUGCCCAAUGUUCUGGUUGCACUUUCGCUGCUGCAGUACGCUUACGGCGUGCUGCUUAUCUAUCAGCUGCUGCAGCGCUUCAACCGUCGGCUCGCGAUAAGAGAGCAGACGCCGGAGAGUGAACUGGUACAGUGGAUCGCGCAGAGUGAAUCGUACUACCUGCAGCUCGCGUCCUGCAUUGAACACAUCGCGCAGUCUUUUGGGCCGCUCAUCGUCGUCAAUACGUUAGCAGUGAUUACUGUUAUCAGCUUGACGCUGCUAGAAAUUUAUCAGUAUCUGCAAAUCAACGACUCGAAACCGAUCUUCAUCAUCUACAACCUGAUUUGGAGCAGUAUGCUAUGUGUGUUGCUGGUGUUGCCUCUGUACCCAAAUCACUUAUUGAAACAAGAGCAAACACGUCUUGGCACACUGGUGUUCGAAGCAUUUCCUGAAGGCCACGAUUCGCAUGGCGAACGUCGCAUCACACGCUUUGGUAUGCUCACACUGAUCAAAAAGGACGUGUCUGUCACAGCUUGCGGUAUCUUUAAACUAGAUAUGUCCUUACUUUCGUCGAUAUUUGCCGCACUACUUUCGUUCGUCAUAAUACUGAUACAAUUCGAUAAAGCCAACCUAAAUAAGCACUUUGAUGCAGUCACAGUUGUCGAGGGUUUGUACAACUCGAAAUUUUAA